Messenger RNA from Neoarius graeffei (lesser salmon catfish), 3835 nucleotides. RefSeq names its product solute carrier family 48 member 1b (gene slc48a1b). Gene Ontology annotation, cellular component: plasma membrane; lysosomal membrane. Gene Ontology annotation, biological process: heme transport. Gene Ontology annotation, molecular function: heme transmembrane transporter activity; heme binding. Bases 224 to 658 code for a protein of 144 amino acids. The record is from RefSeq and is a predicted model, not a curated record. The transcript is spliced from 3 exons. NCBI's taxonomy places the organism in Eukaryota, Metazoa, Chordata, Actinopteri, Siluriformes, Ariidae.
GAUGGAUGGAUGAUGGAUAGAUGAUGGACCUCCCCUCGGCUGUGUGUUGCAUAAUAACCCGAGGUUAUAACCCCAUCAUGAGCAGGUCCUGAGCUCCAGCAGGUGGCUUUGAUUUCAGUGUGGGACCUCAGGAACCCACCGCAGCGGCAUGUUUACAGCUGGAGCCCGGGUUACUGCAGUGCCGAGUGAGGUUUAGUGCUUUAAUGCAGGAGCUGGAGGUGUAAUGGCUCCCAGGAAGACGUACAUCAGUGUGGGCUACUCCUGCGUGGGGAUCCUGGUGGGCUUCUCCGCCUUCCUGCUGUGGAACACCGUGUACAGACAGCCGUGGACCUCCGCCAUGGGAGGAUUAUCCGGGGUGUUGGCGCUCUGGUGUCUCGUCACUCACAUCAUGUACCUGCAGGAUUUCUGGAGAACGUGGCUGAAGGGUCUGAAGUUCUUUCUGUUCGUGGGCGUGUUCUUCUCCGUGCUGUCCAUUGUUGCCUUCAUCUCCUUCCUGUCUGUGGCCAUCUCGCGUAAAGAGUCGCUGAAGGACCCUCGCAGCCUGUACCUGUCGUGUGUGUGGAGCUUCAUGAGUCUGAAGUGGGCGUUCCUCCUGAGCUUGUACUCUCGCCGAUAUCACAGAGAGUUCGCCGACAUCGCCAUCCUCAGCGACUUCUAACACACACACGUUCUCUCUCGUACAUGGACACGCCUAUCUCACAGGCUGAUAUCAGUUACGCACUUCUAGCUUCUGUUUUAAUAACUCUUUGAGGAUGGAGUGGUUGUCAUGGUGACAAAAACAGAUUAAAGGAGAACUCUGGCUUUUUAAUUUUUUUUUUAAUUUUAAAUCCUGAUCUCUCUCCACCGUAUCUGUAGUGUCUGUGGUUACAGCAGGUACGAGAACAUCACGUUUCCCUGUGGUGAGGGAUCAGAAACUGAAAGCGUCUUCACGGCGAAGUCAUUUGUAAUAGAAGUCAAGGGGCAGAUGUUGAAUUUUCUGUGCAGGUGUUUGAGUCAGAGUGAUGGAUGGAGUCCUCCUUUAGCACUUUGAGUCGAACCAGAAGGUUGUUGCAUCAUGGCUGGAACUCUCAGGAGGCGGGGCUGAAGGACUGAUGGCGUCUUUUAAGGACGUUUGUUUCAAAUGACCUUUUAGUACAACAUUUAUAGUAACGUGUGACGUCAGGAUGCCGCGUAACGAAACCAAAGAGAAGCUCGUUGGCUGAUGGACGCCUCACAGAUCUCACGUUUUAUUUUUUGGUUAGAAAGUCACAGGGUUAGAAGAUACACAAUGAUUUCUUGCGAACUUUUCAAAAAUGUACGAAAAAAAUAAGCCCAAGAAUUUAUUUGUGUUCCAGAUCACUUUUCUGUGAAGUUCAGUCCACCAUUUUAUUUUAUUUUAUUAUUUGCUGUUGCUUGAUGGAGCUGCAGCAUCAAGAACACAUUGACAUCACCUGACAGGAAGUGAGAUUUUGAAUGAAUGGUCCUGGAUAAGGUAGGCGGUACUGUUCAAAUCCCCCUGAGGCAGCAGCUUCCUGUUAUGACUGCGCACUCCGUCUGGGUCACUGCACGAGUUGGAGACUAGCCAAAAAUUCUGUGACCAAACCCGAUUGAAAACGUUCCACUUUUCUACGACGCUUUGUUCCUCUUCGAGGUCGUCAGGUCCGUUUUGUGUAAAAUUGGUGGCGGAGGGAUACGACCCCAUGUUCAGGAAUGUGCGAAGUAAUCGGAACUACUUUUUACUAAACUCGUGUAGUGGUGCAGUGUGUGAAAGCUCAAGAUUAAGGUCUGUAAGAACAGACUGCUCUCGUCCUGUAGUUAUUAUACGCAGGUGUGCGUGUGUUUAUUAAUAUAGUCACGGAACUUAAAUAUCUAACUGUUCAUCACUGCAAUUGGAGAGCUGCAGCUGCCCCUAGACUUCCAUUAUAACUGAAUUGGGAGUAAACUUUGAUAUAUGAUGUCAUAAUUACACACAAUGCUUUCAGAUUAAAAUAAAAAAAAAAAAAAACAUGCUGGAGUUGUCCUUUUAAUGCAGGUUGUGUGAUGUUUGUUUGUUAGAUUUUAUUAGCGGGACGCUGCUGUGCUUUAAUUUACUUUUAUAUAAUUGUGUGAUGAAUCUUUGGGGCGUGUCUGAGCCUUUACCAGUUUAAAAAUGUCAGAAUAUGAAAUGAAGGUAUGAGUUUUUUUUUUUUCCCUCUUUCUCUGUCCCCACAUAUUUUAUGAAGGGCGUGGCUACAGAGCGUCGCUGGUGACAUCACUACUUCACAUCACAUGUGACCGUGAGUUAGAUCAUUAAACAUGCUGUGGUUUUGAUAAAGCGUGAUCAGUGUGUGCAUGUGUAUACACGAGGUUUUACGGUAACCAUGGUGACGGUCGGAUGUAUAUGAUAUGCAUGUGAUUGCGUAGUAAUCGUAAAUGUAGGCGUUUGUUAGAAAAGUUUAGGUUCUGAUUUUAUUUUAAAUAAUGUAUAUAAUAUUUAUGUAGAAUUUGUAUUUGUUUUGCGUUCAUUCCUUUAAAACAGUUUCCGAAUUGUAACAGUAAACAGAUUUCAUAUUGAAGAAUGAUUCGUUACAUUGUAAUCAGAUAAUUAAUAAUUCGUUUAUCUAAUUAGCAUAAAUUAUAGAACUGGCUUUUGUAUAUUAGUGUACACCAUUUCUAUAAAAAUGCUCAGAAUCACCCACAGAACUGUCGCUCGCUCACUCGAUGUUUUUUGUUUUCUGCACCAUUCUGUGUAAACUCUAGAGACUGUCGUGUGUGAAAACCCCAGGAGGAGAUCAGCAGCUUCUGAAAUACUCAAACCUUCAUGCUCCAUCUGGCUCAAACCGACACCCAUACCACAGUGACAGAGUCACACUUCACUGUGAGAUCAGUGUUUCUCGUUCUGAUGUUUGAAUAUUAACUGAAGCUCUUGAUUUUGUAUCUGUGUGACUUGAUGCAUCGAGCGAUCGGCUGAUUAGAGAACGGCAGAAAACGGAACAGGUGGAUGGGUGUUCCUAAUAAAGUGGCCAGUGAGUGUAUUCUGAUCGGAAAAGAUCUGUGUGAACGUUUUUACGUACGAGCUAAAUAUAGUUAGCUUAACUGAAACAGACGAGCAUCAGGGUUUUACUCCGUCCCACUCACCUGGUGGUUACCGUAAAACAUUGUGUAUACAGUACAGGAACUAAAACUACGAUCACGGCUUAUCAAGACGCGGCUACGAUUAAUGAUCUUAUCCAUGUGUGUUAACACGUCGCGCGUUAUUUAUUACAGGUGUAAUGAGCUGACGAUUUGGAUCGAGGUGUUGAUUUGAUUUUAAAAGGCAACAAACAUAAAUCGAUUUAUUAUAUAAAAAAACCCUUUAUUUUUAAAUUGAAAUAAUUUGAUAAACUGAACAGCAGGUCGACUCCAGAUCGAAUCGAGACAGUUCUGACUUUUUUUUUUUAUCCGUAUGAUUCGGUCACCAGCGCGGUUCUGUACGCGAUGUAUCCGGGAUCAUGGCAUUACGAUAAGGGACGUGGAGAUGCGUAAUAAAUUUUACUGUUAAGUUUCUUUUAAAUUUCCUGUGUAUUUGUUCUUGCAUUAAUCUCACCAACUGAUUAAAAAAACCAUGACGAGGAAACGGUGCUGACUGUUUAAACUUUGUAAGCCAUUAAACACGUUACCGUAGCGAAUGAUCCGAAGUGAGGAUUUAGCGUGUGGCUCGUAUCAGUCGUAAAGCGCCGCAGGUUUCAGUCACUCACGUUUGUUUUUCUGGUUUUACGAGGAGAGCAAAUGUAAAUGUUUUAUUGUUAUUUGAAUUAAUCCUGUGAAUAAUGUUCUUGUCUUUGUAAACGUUUCUGUCUGGAGAUCAUGUUAAUAAAAGACUUUCUUUCAGAUUACA